AUGCCGUCAUCCACCAACGCAAGGCCUUCAGCAAACUACAGCUGGUUCAGUUUUCUUCUGCUCGUCGUCUUUUUCAUAGGUUUCUUCCCGAGUCUCUUCAACUACCUCCUCUUUCUACCCUGGACCCUCGUCUUCCCACCGUCGACUCCAGCUCCUCCUUCCACCCCGCCAUCGUCGUCGUCGCCCGCCGAAAUGUCUUGGUCUCAGAAGCAGUUCACCCUGCCCCCGCGGUCGCGCGGCUCCUACCUGGUCACCGACCACGUCGUCGAUUCGCUUCCCGAGAUUAGGGACUACAAGGUCGGCUUGCUUAACCUCUUUGUCCAGCACACCUCGUGCGCCCUCAGCCUAAACGAGAACUGGGAUGAUGACGUGCGCGCCGACAUGUCAGACGCCCUCGACCGCAUCGCCCCCGAGAGCGGACCCAAGGGCCAGGAGCUCUACCGACACAGCGCCGAGGGUCCCGACGACAUGCCGGCACACAUCAAGAGCGCACUGAUUGGUGCAAGCGUCACAAUCCCCAUCAGAGACGGAAAGCUGGCAAUUGGCUCACGAGUGACAUCACAGGCUACCGGUACAUGGCAAGGCAUCUGGUAUCUGGAGUUUCGGGCGGUAAGGCACACAAGGAGGGUGGUGGCGACGAUCCAAGGCCAGAAGGCAUGA
Pestalotiopsis fici W106-1 is the source of this 660-nucleotide messenger RNA. RefSeq lists its product as uncharacterized. The record is from RefSeq and is a predicted model, not a curated record. The coding region runs from base 1 to 660 and encodes 219 amino acids. The transcript is spliced from 2 exons. NCBI's taxonomy places the organism in Eukaryota, Fungi, Ascomycota, Sordariomycetes, Amphisphaeriales, Sporocadaceae.